Messenger RNA from Rhodamnia argentea, 768 nucleotides. RefSeq names its product ethylene-responsive transcription factor 13-like. The transcript has a single exon. Gene Ontology annotation, biological process: regulation of DNA-templated transcription; ethylene-activated signaling pathway. Gene Ontology annotation, molecular function: DNA binding; DNA-binding transcription factor activity. The record is from RefSeq and is a predicted model, not a curated record. Bases 36 to 713 code for a protein of 225 amino acids. NCBI's taxonomy places the organism in Eukaryota, Viridiplantae, Streptophyta, Magnoliopsida, Myrtales, Myrtaceae.
AACCUCGCAUUAUUUCUCCACUAUCCAGGAUCAAAAUGUACGCAGCAAGCUCAGCAAUAUCAGAUACAGAUGCUGCUCUUUUAGAGUGUAUCCGCCAGCAUCUUCUCGAUGACGAUGAUGACUUCGAAACCCUGACGAAAAUCGCCCGAAAUGUUCCAUUCGAUUGCCCGGAUUCAAGUUUCCACAUGUCCUCGUCUCCGGAGACGACAUUGUCGUUCGAAGCGAAUGAAGACGAUGACAACGUCGACAUCUAUCCUGACCCCAUGAAAGACGCCGUCGGGUCCAAAUCACCCAGUUCGUUGAAUGAGCAGCCGGUCAUGGAGGAUCACGGUGACGUUGAAGUGAAUGAGGCACUGCACGGAGGGUCACGCUACCGGGGAGUGAGGAGACGGCCGUGGGGGACAUAUGCGGCAGAGAUUCGGGACCCGAAGAAGAAUGGUGCCAGGAGGUGGCUUGGGACCUACGAGACGCCGCGGGAGGCUGCGCUGGCUUACGACCGGGCUGCCUUCGCUAUGCGCGGGGCCAAGGCCCGGUUGAAUUUCCCGCACCUGAUCAGCUGCGACGAGGCAGAGCCAGUGAGGGUGACUCGGAAGCAGCACCGCUCGCCUGACGCUGAGAGCGGCUCGCCGGAUCCGAAGUGGAGAAAGGAGGAUUUGACUGGGUUGGCCAGCGACCCCGACGAGCUCAAUGGCUAUGUGCUGUCGUUUCAAUAGAGUGGGACUCGAAAUUAAAAAAGAAAGAUGUCAGGUUUUGUGUGAUGAUUUUUAG